Molecule: messenger RNA, 1727 nt
Organism: Coffea eugenioides
Lineage: Eukaryota; Viridiplantae; Streptophyta; Magnoliopsida; Gentianales; Rubiaceae
Product: ethanolamine-phosphate cytidylyltransferase
Exons: 10
Coding region: 103-1353 (416 amino acids)
Biological process (GO): phosphatidylethanolamine biosynthetic process
Cellular component (GO): cytoplasm
Molecular function (GO): ethanolamine-phosphate cytidylyltransferase activity
Source: RefSeq, a predicted model, not a curated record
GUACUAUUAGAUGAUCAUACCUUCUCACUCGAGUCACUCAAAGCAGAGGUGCUCGAAGAGUAUUACGUUUAUAUGACCCAGCGGGUCUAAGCCGCGGAAAGAAUGGUUUCGGAGUUGGGUCGUUCGGAAAACCUACAACAGGGAUCGCGAUUGGUGGCGACGUGGAUCAUCGGAGGGGUGGUGUUUGGGUUAUCCGCGCUGGCCCUUUCGCUUGCUUUGCCUCAGGGAGUCUGGAAGAGGAAGAAGAGGCCCGUAAGGGUAUAUAUGGAUGGCUGCUUCGACAUGAUGCACUACGGCCACUGCAACGCCCUGCGCCAGGCUCGAGCCCUUGGCGACCAAUUGGUUGUCGGAGUCGUCAGCGAUGCUGAAAUCACAGCUAACAAAGGCCCUCCGGUCACUCCUCUCAAUGAGAGGAUGAUAAUGGUCAGUGCCGUGAAGUGGGUGGAUGAAGUUAUUCCUGAUGCACCCUAUGCUAUAACUGAAGAUUUCAUGAAGAAAUUAUUUGAUGAGUACAAUAUAGAUUACAUUAUUCAUGGGGAUGAUCCAUGCAUUCUUCCUGAUGGGACUGAUGCUUAUGCCCUAGCUAAGAAGGCUGGCCGCUACAAGCAAAUUAAGCGCACUGAGGGAGUGUCAAGCACUGACAUUGUUGGCCGUAUGCUUCUUUGUGUGAGAGAGAGGUCUGCUGCUGAUAGCCACAACCACUCAUCCUUGCAACGCCAAUUUAGCCAUGGCCACAGCCAUAAGUCUGAAGAUGGUGGUUCUGGUAGUGGAACACGUGUAUCUCAUUUUCUGCCUACCUCUCGCAGAAUUGUUCAGUUUUCAAAUGGAAAGGGUCCUGGACCAGAUGCUCGUAUAGUCUACAUUGAUGGUGCAUUUGAUCUUUUUCAUGCUGGACAUGUGGAGAUACUAAGGCUUGCCAGAGGGCUCGGUGAUUUUUUACUUGUUGGUAUACAUACUGAUCAAACUGUCAGUGCCAAUAGAGGGGCUCAUCGUCCAAUUAUGAAUCUUCAUGAAAGGAGCCUGAGUGUUUUGGCUUGCCGUUAUGUGGAUGAGGUGAUUAUUGGUGCUCCCUGGGAAGUGUCAAAAGAUAUGAUAACAACUUUCAAUAUUUCUUUAGUUGUCCAUGGAACAGUAGCUGAGGAUAAUGAUUUUCAGAAGGAGAAGAGCAAUCCAUAUGCCGUCCCAAUCAGCAUGGGCAUUUUAAAAUUGCUAGAAAGUCCUUUGGAUAUUACAACCAGCACAAUUAUUAGGAGAAUUGUUUCUAAUCAUGAGGCAUACCAGAAGCGAAAUGAAAAGAAAACAGAAAGUGAGAGAAGGUAUUAUGAGGAUAAGAUAUAUGUCUCAGGUGAUUGAUCAAGAUUACUUCAAAGAGGAAUAGCAAACUUUGAAGGCGAGCUGUCCUUGCCGAUCUCAUCCUAGCAAAGCAACAUAUCUUUGUCUCGCGUCAUGUAUAUUUUGGUUGUUCAAAUUGACCUCCAGAGCAGAGGGCAAUUUAAUAUUUUUGACACUGAUCUUAGUUUAGUGGUGGUUACUUCAUUAUGCGUCAUAGGAUCAAGAAAUAAUAACUCAACAGCUUGCUAUAUUAUUACACUGACGCAUCACUGUGUAAUAGUAACAAUCAGGUUUCUUUACUCCGAACUCGGAUUGUGAGCUGGUAUUGCAUGACCUUGCCCGAGCACGGGCUUUCGAGAUUUACCAAUAUUUAUGUAACUGUAUUUCGGCUUCAA